Torulaspora globosa is the source of this 1224-nucleotide messenger RNA. RefSeq names its product tyrosine--tRNA ligase TYS1 (gene TYS1). NCBI's taxonomy places the organism in Eukaryota, Fungi, Ascomycota, Saccharomycetes, Saccharomycetales, Saccharomycetaceae. Gene Ontology annotation, molecular function: tyrosine-tRNA ligase activity; ATP binding. The record is from RefSeq and is a predicted model, not a curated record. Gene Ontology annotation, biological process: tyrosyl-tRNA aminoacylation. The transcript has a single exon. Bases 1 to 1224 code for a protein of 407 amino acids.
AUGACUGCCGCGCCAAUGGAUCCGCAGGAGAGUUUCAAUCUGAUCACCAAGAAUUUACAAGAGGUGCUAAAUCCACAAAUUAUCAGGAAUGUGUUGGAAGUGGAGAAGAGACCUCUGAAGUUGUACUGGGGAACGGCGCCCACUGGGAGACCUCACUGUGGUUACUUUGUUCCGAUGACGAAGUUGGCAGAUUUCUUGAAGGCGGGCUGCCAUGUUACUGUGCUACUGGCGGACUUGCAUGCUUUCUUGGAUAACAUGAAGGCACCUUUGGAAGUUGUGAACUACAGAGCCAAAUACUACGAAUUUGCGAUCAAAGCUAUCUUGAAGAGCAUCAAUGUUCCGAUUGAGAAGCUGAAGUUUGUCGUCGGGUCGUCAUACCAGCUAUCUGCAGAGUACACGAUGGACGUCUUUAGACUGUCCAAUAUGGUGUCUCAGAACGAUGCAAAGAGAGCCGGUGCGGAUGUUGUUAAGCAAGUGGCCAAUCCUUUGUUGAGUGGGUUGGUUUACCCUUUGAUGCAGGCGCUGGACGAGCAGUUCUUAGACUGUGACGCUCAGUUCGGUGGUGUGGACCAGAGAAAGAUCUUCGUGCUGGCAGAAGAAAAUUUGCCAAGCCUAGGUUAUAAAAAGAGAGCACAUUUGAUGAACCCGAUGGUUCCGGGCUUGGCUCAGGGCGGUAAGAUGUCUGCUUCCGAUCCAAACUCAAAGAUUGACUUGCUCGAGGAGCCAAAGCAAGUGAAAAAAAAGAUCAACAGCGCAUAUUGUAGUCCUGGUAUCAUUGAAGAUAACGGUCUUUUGGCUUUCAUCCAAUACGUGGUUCGUCCAAUCCAAGAGCUAAAGUUCGGCAGCGAGCAUUUUGAGUUCUUCAUCAAUAGGCCUGACAAGUUUGGUGGCCCAAUCACUUACACAUCGUUCGAGCAGUUGCAGGCUGACUUCAAAGACCAAAAGCUAUCACCACCAGAUCUGAAAACUGGUGUUUCUGAUGCAAUUAUCGAACUGUUAGAGCCAAUCAGAAAGGAGUUUGCAUCUAAUCCAGAAUUUCAGGAAGCGCAAGAGAAGGGUUACCCAGUGGCUCAACCGGAGAAGGUUAAGAAGGCCAAGAAGCCUAAGAACAAGGGAACUAGAUACCCUGGAUCUCAAAACCAAAAUGGCAAGAGCCCUACUGAGGACGGGGAUGACGCUGUUGAAAAGGUCGCAGAGAAAAUAAAAGAAGCUGUUCUUGGGUAG